GAGUGGACGCGGGCCGCGCCCCCACCCUGGCCUCCCGAGGGUCACGUGACCCAGACGCGAAGCUCAUUCAAGCGGACAGUCAGAUACCUGCUGCUGAAAAUGUCCGAGACAUCGGGCAGCACAGAGGCUGGUAAGCUGUGGGGUGGCCGCUUUGUCGGAGCCACGGACCCCUUGAUGUCUCAGUUCAACGCCUCGCUGGGCGUCGAUCGCCGGAUGUGGCGCGCGGACCUGCAGGGCAGCUCGGCCUACGCCCUCGCACUGAGCCUCACGGGCAUCUUGACCCAAGCCGAGGCCCAGGCCAUUCGCGUCGCACUCACACAGAUCGAGAAGGAGUGGGAGGAGGGAAAGUUUGAGGUCAAAGAGAACGACGAAGACAUCCACACGGCCAACGAGAGGCGCCUCAAGGAGCUGAUUGGAGAAGCCGGAGGGAAACUGCACACGGGACGGAGCCGAAACGACCAGGUGGUGACGGACGUGAGGAUCUGGCUGCGGGAGGCACUCUCCCACCUCCUCGCUCUGCUGCACACGCUCGUGCGCUCCCUCGCUCAGCGCGCCCACGCGGAGAUGGACGUCCUCUGCCCUGGGUACACGCACCUGCAGCGAGCGCAGCCAAUCCGGUGGAGCCACUGGCUGCUCAGUCACGCCACGGCCCUGCUGAGGGAUGCAGAGCGGCUUGGCCAGGCACGCGCCCGCACCAACGUCCUGCCUCUGGGCAGUGGAGCCAUAGCCGGAAACCCGUUGAACAUUGACCGAGAGAUCUUGCGCAAGGAACUGAACUUUGAUUCGAUCAGCCUCAACAGCAUGGACGCCACAAGCGACAGAGACUUCAUAGCCGAGUUCCUGUUUGCGGCGUCACUCACCAUGACGCACUUGAGCCGAAUGGCGGAGGACCUGGUGCUCUACAGCAGCAAGGAGUUCGGCUUCGUCAGCCUUUCGGACGCGUACAGCACGGGCAGCAGCCUCAUGCCCCAGAAGAGGAACCCAGACAGCCUGGAGCUCAUCCGCGGCAAGACUGGCACCGUCUUUGGCAGGUUCACUGGGUUGAUGAUGACCAUGAAGGGGCUGCCCACCGCAUACAACAAGGACUUGCAGGAGGACAAGGAAGCAAUGUUUGAUGUCUACGACACGCUGAGCGCCGUGGUGCAGAUCGCAACGGGCGUCAUAUCCACACUCACGGUGAACAAGGCUGCCAUGCGAGCUGCUCUCAGCCCAGACAUGCUGGCCACAGACCUCGCCUACUACCUCGUCCGGAAGGGGGUUGCUUUCCGUGAUGCACACAAUCUCGCUGGACGAGCCGUGGCCGAAUCUGAAGCCAAGGGCUGCUCCUUGAAGGACCUCUCCGUGGAUGAGCUGCAAACCAUCAGCCCCUUGUUUGGCAGUGAUGUGUGCGCAGUGUGGGACUACGAGAGCAGCGUGGAGCAGUACUCGGCUCCUGGGGGGACCGCCAGGGCCAGCGUCGCCCAGCAGAUAGAGGCCAUCCUCGCACAGCUGAAGCCAUGACGCACUCCACUCUCAUACACACGAGAACACGUGCUACACAUACCACUCCUACAGGCACACGUGUCGUCCCUAAAUCGUAUGAAUACGACUCAAACUGUGGAUGAGUCAAAUGCCUUAAAACAAUCUCGGUUGCCUAGAGCCCAUUGUAACCUGCUAAUAGCCCUGUGAGACGAUACGUCACUUUGGCUUAAUUUUUUGUAACAUUUUAAUGGUGCUGUCAAUAUCAAGAUCUCAUGUGACAGAAACAAGACAUUUUGAAAGCGUCACUCACGGUGAGCCUUGCACCAGCACAUGGCAAACGGCUUGUCGGAACUACUCAACUCCUACCCACACGGUGAAAAUGUUUAUAUGGUACAUGCGCUGCGUAGAGCAUCCGUUGCAUUUCAAUCGAUAUUUUUAGAGCUAGAGAACUGGAAUUAUGUAAAAAAAAUAUUUGAUGUUGACUGGACUGAGACCAUCAACUUGCUACUAGAGAACUCGGCUUAAUCAUAGCUGAAACUCAAAUGUAGUCCCAGAUUUAGUGGUGCUGGCUGGGUGCUCUGACCUGGUGUUGGGCGACUCAGGCUCCACCACGGACCGCUGGGAUAAACGCUCUAAAUGCAUUUGAUGUUUGAGUUUAGCAUUGACCAAUAUCCCACCAAUCGUCAACACGCUUGGUAGUUUUUGCACCGUAACAAAACUGAAAAAAUGUUCUGCAAGUUUGAUUCAAGAUUUACUCGGUACAGUGAAUGUUACACGUGGACUAAUAAAGGUGGUGGUUCUGG
Molecule: messenger RNA, 2264 nt
Organism: Lethenteron reissneri (Far Eastern brook lamprey)
Lineage: Eukaryota; Metazoa; Chordata; Hyperoartia; Petromyzontiformes; Petromyzontidae
Gene: ASL
Product: argininosuccinate lyase
Cellular component (GO): cytosol
Molecular function (GO): argininosuccinate lyase activity
Source: RefSeq, a predicted model, not a curated record